CUCUUAUCAACGUGUAUUUUUAUUUUUUAUCAGUCAGUAAAAAUUUUACAUUCGAACUUCGAAAGAAAAAUUUGUUCAAUGUUCAAUAUUUUCUAAAAUUCUCGCUUAUUUAAAUUCAAAAUAUACAUUUUAAUCAUGAUGUUACGAAAGGGAAUAUUUCAGAGUGUUAUUCAAAUAGUAAAACGGCCAAUAUCCAGUGCAACAGUUUCUAUCACAAAACCUCAUCGGAACACUUAUUCUCGUACUUAUCCUACUCUUCUAGUAUUGCCAGAUGGCUCAACCAUUCAGAUGAGAUAUCCGGAACCCAGAGCAAUUAUUAGGUUACCACUUGACAUAAAUACCCUCAACGAUAAUGAAAAACGAGCUCGUUUAGAACUGAGAAAACCAAAGAAGAAAAUGACUGUAAAAGAAGCCACAAGUGUUUCAUUCGACGCUUCUAAAUACGUAAAUUUGGUCAAAAAGAAAAAAUGAUUAUUUUCUAUUGUGUUGAAACUUUGUCCGUGUUGUCAUGUAUCUAUGUAUAGAUACUUGAUUAUUUUUUAGUAAAUUUAAUUUAUAAAUGUU
Molecule: messenger RNA, 564 nt
Organism: Planococcus citri (citrus mealybug)
Lineage: Eukaryota; Metazoa; Arthropoda; Insecta; Hemiptera; Pseudococcidae
Gene: mRpL55
Product: mitochondrial ribosomal protein L55
Exons: 3
Coding region: 136-471 (111 amino acids)
Biological process (GO): translation
Cellular component (GO): mitochondrial large ribosomal subunit
Molecular function (GO): structural constituent of ribosome
Source: RefSeq, a predicted model, not a curated record